Mesocricetus auratus (golden hamster) is the source of this 2364-nucleotide messenger RNA. RefSeq names its product C-type lectin domain family 4 member A. The transcript is spliced from 6 exons. NCBI's taxonomy places the organism in Eukaryota, Metazoa, Chordata, Mammalia, Rodentia, Cricetidae. Bases 1279 to 1977 code for a protein of 232 amino acids. The record is from RefSeq and is a predicted model, not a curated record.
GAGAAACACUGUCUCAAAAACUCAAAUAUAUCUAUAUAAGCAUAGAUGUAUGUGUCUAUAUUUAUAUCUAGUGUUUGUUUUCUGAGUUCCAGGUAUUUUAGGAAUGCUUGUUGAUCUGCUAGCAUUUGGCUUUUUUCUUCUGCUACACCUCCAGUAUCGACUUCUGAGAUUUUCCGUGGUUUCUCUUGCUUAUUUCAACUUUGCUACAUUCCUAAUGGGGGACCUGUGCCCUCCAGUCCCACAGUGUGGAAAUGUGUGUGUUGGUACCUGCGCUUCACAGCCAAGCUCGAUGAAGCAUAUCCUCCUGUUCUUAAGUUGAAAAGAACUGUGUUUACCAGCAGGGAAGACACACGUAAGGGUUAAUCACCCAGUGCCUUGAGCCCCUCCUUCCUGUGAAGAUGCAGAACAAACUUGUGCAUGUGGGGUGCACGCCUGCUGUGGGGUAAACUCUCAAGAGCAGCAGGCAGCGGGAACGAAGACAGUAGAUGACACGCAGGCGCAGUCUGCCAGAGUCUCCGUGGAAUAAUCUGGAGAAAGCAGAGGAACAGCUGGAAGAAGUGGCUGACACCAGAACCCUACCUUAGCCAGAAAAGCAAAGCAGGGAACUUGACACAGCAGAAAAGGAAGUCCAGAACCCAUCCCAGGGCACUGGCUUGUUUCGGGAGCUCCUCACUCACACAAAGAAGGAACACGGAUUGCGGACGUUGGGAGCCAGAAGGACUUAGAAAAUCUGCCCGAUUUCACAGUCGUGCUCGUUCUACACUGCUGGAAAGGAGCCUCUUGGAACGCGACGCUCAGAACCCCACUGUCCCGCUAAAGAGGACGCCGUGGCUACAGUGAUAGCAGUGUUAGCUUGCGUGGGCUGCUUCUUCAGAAUCGUGUUUGCUUGUAAAGCGCAUGGAUUCUGCUGCAGUGCUGAGAGCUCGGGUCUCAGCGUAGACUUCUCUACUGCCUGGUUCCUUUUUUCCGUUCCUUCCUGUUUCUUCCCCUUCCCGUUUCACCCCAGGUUUCACAGUAUUUGCAUAUCCACCCCCGAGUAGGUUUAAGGCUUGUGAUUCUUUCUUCUGAUUGUAGGGAUCGGAUCUCUCUGUGGACCAGAGAGCUCCACCCCGUGGUUUUAAAUUCUCUUGCUGUAGUCUCAGAGGUACUUGCCCAUUUAGUGCCUCUGCACCUUCUAGUUGAUGGUGGGAUACUUAAGCACCAUGCUUAGUUCUUGUUUAUAAGAAAAACAAUUAAGAAUGACUCGGGUUUUCUGAAGAAAGCAGGUCUCUUCUCAAUAUGGCCUCACCAAACAUUUACACUGACGUGAACUUCAAAACUCAACCUGUUUCUGCAGGCAGUAUCUCAGACUCAGGUCCGCCAAGGAAGACCACCAUUCACAAAAGCAUUCCUGGCUUUCCCACGCUGCUUCUUACCUCAAUGAUAUUUUUCCUGCUGCUGGCAAUCUCAUCCUCUGUUGCUUUGAACAUUUUGUUUCAAUUAUAUUCUGAUCUCCUUGAAGAAAAAAAUACUAUAGAACAACUGAAUCACACAAAAUUGGAUUGUAUGAGAAACCACUUGUCUGAGGAAGACAAAGUCUGGAGCUGUUGCCCAAAGGACUGGAAGGCAUUUAGUUCCCACUGCUACUUCGUUUCCACUGACUCGGCAACUUGGACCCAGAGUGAGGAGAAGUGCUCCAGCAUGGGCGCUCGUCUGAUGGUGGUCCACAGCAAGGAAGAGCAGGAUUUCAUCACCAAGAUCCUGGAAGUUAAAGCUGCUUAUUUUAUCGGGCUCUCGGAUCCAGGUCAUCGACAGUGGCGAUGGGCUGAUCAGACACCAUACAAUGAAAGUGCCACGUUCUGGCACCCAGGUGAGCCCAACGACGACCAUGAACAAUGUGUUGUGAUAAAUCAUCGACGUUCUAGUUGGGGCUGGAAUGACAUCCCUUGCAGUAGUAAACUUAAGUCAGUUUGUCUGAUGAAGAAAAUAUAUCUAUGAAAAUGUAUUCCCCAUGGACACAUGAUUGCAUUUUUAUCCACCAUUACACAGACAUCUGCAAAGUUCUUGUGGAAGAGAUGUCCACAAAAUUUUAGGUAGGCAUCCCACAGUUAUACCUAUGAUAAUACGGGUCCUCAUACACAUUUAUUUAUUCAUCCUUACUCUCUUUAUAUAACGAGAACUUCCCAUGUACCAGAGACUAUACAGGAUCCCUUUGUGCAUAUGUGGAAGCACACCAGCUUCUCUGUCCAUUCUUAGAUUCCUGAAGGCUUAAUUGAUGGUAGAAUUGUAUGGUGUGGUCCCUCUACCCAUUUCUCUGUCUCCUUUUCCUCUGUUAUUGAAUUUAUUGAUGCCUAAUUGACAAAUAAAUCAUGUAUACUUACAUUA